AUGACUUUAUCUUUUACCAUGCAGCGAUUGAUGUUUCGUAACCUGAACGCUGGGAAGCACAUGUUCAAGAGAGUUCCCUUAUGGGGGCCCAAGGGUAGCAUAAAGCUGGGAAUGCCCUUAGUCCGGUCUAUUGGGCUAGCCAGUGCUGGUGUAGCCGCCGGUGGGGUUUUCUUGGUGAAUUGUAAACCUUCUAGGUUGAUAUUCAAUGAUUCCUUAAGUGGAGCUGCAAAGCAAAAUAGCCUUCUGGAACCCUUGGAACCAAAGCUGAACAAUAGUGCGGCUAUCACGGAGGAGAGAAGAAAUAAAAUAAGUAGUCACAAGCAGAUGUUUUUAGGAUCAUUAUUCGGCGUCGUUUUAGGAGUCACAGUGGCUAAGAUAUCUAUUUUGUUUAUGUAUGUUGGUAUUACAAGCAUGCUGCUAUGUGAAUGGCUGAGGUACAAGGGGUGGAUCCGAAUCAAUUUGAAAAACGUUAAGUCUGUUAUUGUUUUAAAGGAUGUCGACCUGAAGAAAUUACUUAUUGAUGGAUUGCUGGGUACAGAAUAUCUGGGUUUCAAAGUGUUCUUUACAUUGAGUUUCAUACUAUCAAGUCUAAACGCCAAUAAAUGA
Molecule: messenger RNA, 606 nt
Organism: Saccharomyces kudriavzevii IFO 1802
Lineage: Eukaryota; Fungi; Ascomycota; Saccharomycetes; Saccharomycetales; Saccharomycetaceae
Gene: FUN14
Product: Fun14p
Exons: 1
Coding region: 1-606 (201 amino acids)
Source: RefSeq, a predicted model, not a curated record